Nilaparvata lugens (brown planthopper) is the source of this 5713-nucleotide messenger RNA. RefSeq lists its product as uncharacterized. Gene Ontology annotation, molecular function: DNA-binding transcription factor activity, RNA polymerase II-specific; RNA polymerase II cis-regulatory region sequence-specific DNA binding. The coding region runs from base 401 to 3277 and encodes 958 amino acids. Lineage: Eukaryota; Metazoa; Arthropoda; Insecta; Hemiptera; Delphacidae. The transcript has 5 exons. Gene Ontology annotation, biological process: regulation of transcription by RNA polymerase II; DNA-templated transcription. The record is from RefSeq and is a predicted model, not a curated record.
AGAAGUCAGUUGACGUUUGACUGGUGUACCGCGUAGACCUGUAUUUUGUCACAGAUUCUUGUCAAAUUUUCGAAAAACAUAGAUUGAUAGUGAAAGUGAUUAAUAAUUCUGGUUGAAUUUGAACGAAAUUUGAGAGAUUUCGGUGAUAGAAGGAAGGAGGGGGGUUGAUAAGAGCUUUUCAGUAAGCAACUUUUUGGAAAAAGUUUCAGAUCGCUUUUCACACGACCAGGACUGGUUGAGUUUGGCUCAACUCUCCUGGUAAAGAAGCGCUUGUAAGGCAGCCAUCAUUUCAUUAGAGGCAUAUAACAGAUUUAUAUCUUCUAACGCAAGAUGCGGUCUAGCCAAGAAGAAGUUGGCUUCAUCUCCUGGCGAGAAAUUCAGUGCACUUCACAAGCUACCAAUGACAAAGUCUUCCUCCUCACUGGAGGAGCAUCCCUACUGCAAGCGGGAGGAGGAGCAGGAGGAGGGAGAGAGGAGGAGGCCGCCGCCGCCUGCUAUGGAGUGGUCGGAGAACUUCCAGGAUCUCAGCAUAUUCUGCAAUUUUGGAUCCAAACCGCCAAUCAACACAAACAUGACGCUGCCAUCGGGUGAACAGCUGGACACGCCUAUUAUUACAGUAAACGAUGAAUUUGAUUUUAGUCAGCGCAGUUGUUCACGGGUGACUCAGCAGCAGCAGCAGCAUCAGUCAGCUGACGACGACAAUCCGUGGGCCGAUCUCAACCUACAACAACAUCCACCCGACAACAACAAUUCACAACAACCGUCAACAACCGACAACAACAACGUAAAACAGUGGCAAGUAGUGACCGAUUGGUUGUGUGCCGAUUCGCCCAAGCAAAUCGACUACGAGCCACCCUCCGAGUCGACAAAUUUCGCCGCUGAAGACGAUCAUAAAAAUUUCGCUGACGCAGCCACUUUUGGCGAAGAGGAGGAUCAUCACAACAAUUUCGCUGACACUGCAAAAAUUGGGCAACAUUUUUCUGUUAGACCACCCUUAACCAAGUUGGACCACGAAUUUGAAAAAGAUCCGCCACCGAAUUUUGACGCAUCGGAGGAUGAUUUUGUGGUGGAGGAGAUUUUGAACAAGGAGCAGACCAUUGAUAUCGUGGAACUGCUGAAAAGUGCUAAUAACCGUGGAGAACUGUUGAAAUCUGGUGAUAGAGUACAGUAUUUGGUGGCUGGUGGUGGUAAAACGAUUCCAGUAACUGGUAUCAGUAACAGUGACAGAUUGCCUGGUGGUAAAACAAUCCCAGUAACUGGUUUCAGUAACAGUGAUAGAUUGAUGGGUGGUAAAACACUCCCAGUAACUAGUAACAGUAACAGAUUACCAGCUGGUAAAACAAUCCCAGUAACUGGUAUCAGUAACAGUGACAGAUUGAUGGGUGGUAAAACACUCCCAGUAACUAGUGAUAGAUUAUCAGGUGGUAAAACAAUCCCAGUAACUGGUAUCAGUAACAGUGACAGAUUGAUGGGUGGUAAAACACUCCCAGUAACUAGUGAUAGAUUAUCAGGUGGUAAAACAAUCCCAGUAACUGGUAUCAGUAACAGUGACAGAUUACCAGGUGGUAAAACUAUCACAGUAACUGGUACCAUACAGCAAUACUUACCCGGAACAGAUACUGCCAGAAAAAUGCAAUACUCAGCCGGUAAGGUUGUAGAUGCUAGUAACAGAAUGCAAUACUCGGUUGCUGGUAGUAAAUUAGUAACAGAUACCAGUAACAGUUCAAGAAUGCAGCAAUACCCGGGGAAAAAAGUUUUAGUAACUGAAUUUGAUGGCGGUUCAAGAAUGCAGUAUGCUUGUGAUAGGGAGAAUGUAGCGAAUACCAGUUCCAAAAUGCAAUACUCAGGUGAUAGAGUUGAAGGAGCAGAUAAUAACAGUUCCAGGCUGCAAUACUCAGGUGAUACAAAUAAGGUAGCAGAUAAUAACAGUUCCAGAUUGCAAUAUUCCGGUGAUAAAGUAGCAGAUAUGGAGUACUCAUUGAUCGGUGGUAAUAACAGUAAUAAAUUAAGCAAUAGAAUGGACUACUCGUUUGUAGGUAACAAAGAACCGGUUACAGUUUCAGUAACUGACAGUUCCAGUAGAGAAGUGCUGCGUAACAGUUUAAUGUUGAAGAAAGAUGUCAAUAUUAGGAAGAACAGCAGACACCCUUUGAGCGCCAUGUUUAAAACCGAGGAGCCAUCUUUGUUUGGCGCGAAAAAUUUGAAAACUCUAGUGCUGCCAUCUGUCCGUAGCGGCGAAGUGAUAGAACUAGGAUCGGCGUCUCCUGGUAAAAGUGAGGUUAUUUUUGGAGAGGACUUUGUGAUGCCUGAAAUUAAGAUCGAGCCAGAGGAGGUGGAGGAGGAGGAGGGGGAGAAGGAGAUACAAGUUGCACCUUUCAAGGCGCCCCAGAAAAAGUUGAAGCUGGACAUCCGGUCGGCGAACAACCCCCUGGGUUUAGGGGGGCCCGUGUUGACCCCUACUACUACGGCCGCUGUGCUGGGGGAGUCGCUGGACACCCCCGAUGUCCUCAAACCCCUUCUGGAAGGGAUCGACGGUCCGAGCUUCGAUCUGAUCAAGUAUUGUGAGGUUGACGAACUAGCCGGUAUUCCUUCACCUCUGGUAGUUGACAACACCCGCAAAACAAUCCCGAAAAAAGUUCUGGCAAACUACAGCGCCGUCAAGAUAGAGGAGGGCUACGAGAUAGAGCGAGAGAGAGAACCGCUUUCGACCAUCAAGGAGGAAGACAUCACUACCGACGACUCACUUCCGGUGGCGCGAAAUUCGAAUUUUGCAGCGGCGGGAAAUUCAAAUUCAAAAGUUCUGCCGCCACGCAAGAAGGUCACCCCUACUCGGAAGCGUAGGAAGACAAAUUUCGAGAACUACGAUUCUGAGAUUAGUUCCGACGCCUAUGUCGAUAAUGAAGACGAUGAUGAAACCUUCCAUCUGCCGCCCAAGGUUGCCAGGUUCGGUGGGUCGAAGUCGAAAUCGAUCAGUCGACAGCGCAAAACAUCGAUAGUCGCAUCGCCCGGGAACCGGAAGGUGUCGUCUUCGGGUGUCGACUCGGACCAGGAGUCGAUCAUGUCGCAGGAUCGAUAUCGGGAGCUUCGAGAUCGCAACAAUGAGGCGUCGAAACGGUCGCGCAUGAACCGGAAGUCGAGAGAGAUGGAGAUGAAGGAGAAAGCGGAAGAGAUGGAAAGGCGCAACAAGUUUUUGAAGGCACGCGCCAAUCAUUUGGACAAGAUGGUGGAGACUUUUCGAGAGGUCAUUUUCAAAUUGGCGCCUCGCAAUAAUCAUUAGUGGUCGAUCGUUCAGUAUCGAUAUUUUAUUCUAUAGUUGUCAAGUAUCGACAGUUUUGUUGAUACUUUAACAGUUCAAUAGAUAUUCUUGGAAUAAAAUUUCAAAACCUCCUGUGAAACUUUUUUUUAGUUUGUAUUGGACCGUAGAAACGAUUUAAGUGAGUAGUGGUUGAUCAUUAAGUAUCGAUAGUUGUCGACUGUCAAAAGUUUUGUUAAUACUUUGAUAAAUCAUUCGAUAUUCUAAUUGAUAGUUGUCUACUGUCAAAAGUUUCGUUGAUACUUUGAUAAUUCAUUAGAUAUUCUUGGAAGAACAUGUCAAAACCUCCCGUGAAACCUUUUUUUGUUUAGAUUAUAUAGGAACGUAGAAAAAAUUGAGAGUAAUGAUUGAUGAUUUAGUAUGAAUAGUUUUGUCAAUAGUAGUUGUCGAAUGUCUAUAGUUUUGUUGAUACUUUGUUAAUUCAUUAUAUAUUCUUGGAAGAACAUGUCAAAACCUCCCGUGAAACCUUUUUUUGAGUUUUGUAUUGGACCUAAUAAGUAGUACAAGAAAUUAUUAGUAGACCAAAUUAGUAGUACAGUGUAAUCACUUUCAGAGUAGUGAGUUCAAUUCUUGAUAUUUCAAUCCAUAUUUUGUUAGUUUGAUACUUGGAUUACGAUAGUUUGAUAAAUAUUUUAAAAAGAACCUGUCGAAACCUCCUGUGAAAACAUUUUUGAGUUAAAUAUCGGACCGUAGAAAUAAGUAAUAAAUUGUAACCACUUACACAGAGUAGUGAGUUCAAUUAUUGAUAUUUAAAUCUAUAUUUUGUUGGCUUUAUACUUGGAUUACGAUAAUUUGAUUCAUAUUUUAAAAAGAACCUGUCAAAACCUCCUGUGAAAACAUUUUUGAGUUAAAUAUUGGACCGUACAAAUAAGUAAUAAAUUGUAACCACUUACAUAGAGUAGUGAGUUCAAUUAUUGAUAUUUAAAUCUAUAUUUUGUUGGCUUUAUACUUGGAUCACGAUAAUUUAAAAAAUUUGGUAUUGAUAUUAAAAAAAAACCUGUCAAAUCCUCCUGUGGAACCUUUAUUUUAGUUUGUAUUGGACCGUCGAAAAGAUUCAAAAAUGGAAGGAUGUAUCGACUUUGUGUAGUGUUCAGUUUAAUUCUUAAUAAUUCAAUCAUUAUUUUGUUAGUUGAGAAUAUAUUUCUGGAAAUUCUGAUCGUACAAUUCUUGAUGAUUUAAUCAUUAUUUUGUUAGUUGAGAAGAAUUAUUUCUGGAAAUUCUGAUCGUACAAUUCUUGAUGAUUUAAUCAUUAUUUUGUUAGUUGAGAAGAUAUUUUUGAAAAUUCUGAUCGUUCAAAUCUUGAUGAUUUUAUCGAUAGUUUGAUAGUUGUAUCAAUAUUGUUUUGAAAGAGAUGGUCAAAAUUUCCCAUCUUUGAGUUUGUAGUAGACAGCAGAUAUGAGUAUCACUACUGUAUAUAUUUAUAUUCUGACUACAGUAUCACCACUGUAGAAUGACUUCUGAUAAUAUUCAGUCGAUAUUCGGUUAGUUCGAUGUAGUUUUGUAUCAGUUUGCUAGUUCAAACGAUAUUCUUGGAAGAAUUUGUCAAAACUUGAUGAGAAACCUAUUUAUUAGUUUGUAUAGAUCCUAAGAGAUGAGAUAGAGUUAUAAUCUAAUCUUUAAAGUGAAAAAAUCUAAACUUAAUCGAUUAAUGUUUGCCCAAUAUUUUUGUAUCGAUUUGUAAGGAUCGAUAUUUUAGUAGUCUGGUUUUAUUAUCGAUAUCUAAUGAUUGUGAUAGUUUGUUCAAUAUAUAUUAUCUUGUUCCAUCAAUUGAUAAUUAUUCUGUGUUACCUGAUUUUGUAGAUAUUGAUCCAUUUGUAUUCAAUUAAUAUUGGGUGUGACCUGAUUAUGUAGAAAUCGAUAUAUAUAUAUUCUAUUGAUAAGUCGAUAUUUUGAAGAUCGAUGUUAUCGGUCGUUAUUUUUGUGUGAAAAACAUUCUUUGAAUGGCAACAUCUUUAUGUCCAACACUUGGAAUCUGAUUUUUAUUAAUAAUUGACUAUUGCCAAUAUCUAAAAUAUGUUGAUCAUUUGAUAUGUAUGACAUCUUAAAUAGUAGUCUCAACUUCUAAAAUUGAUAAAAUUAAGUUUAAUAAUUAAAUUUACUGUAUUAAAAUCAUUAUAUCUAUAUUCACACUGUGUCAAAACACGUCAAAAAUAAUAUUAUGAUAACCUUCUCUAUGAUAGUACGUAAUUAAUGUAUUCAAAUUAUGUCAAACAUCAUAGAUAUUCUAUCAUAUUUGUUGUAUUAUGUAAUAAUGAUAUCAAUAAUAUGUGUUUUAUUAUCAGUUUUUUAUCUAAAUUGUUUGAAAAGUAUACUAUAUCUACUCUAGUUCAAGAGAUUAUGAGUUUUUAUCUGUAUUUGUAAUGCACGUCUGUUUCAUGGAAUAAAAUUUAUAAAAUGUCA